Molecule: messenger RNA, 1934 nt
Organism: Labrus mixtus (cuckoo wrasse)
Lineage: Eukaryota; Metazoa; Chordata; Actinopteri; Labriformes; Labridae
Product: basic helix-loop-helix transcription factor scleraxis-like
Exons: 3
Coding region: 642-1283 (213 amino acids)
Biological process (GO): developmental process; regulation of transcription by RNA polymerase II
Molecular function (GO): protein dimerization activity; DNA-binding transcription factor activity, RNA polymerase II-specific; RNA polymerase II transcription regulatory region sequence-specific DNA binding
Source: RefSeq, a predicted model, not a curated record
GAAAGACAGAGAGAGAGAGAGAGAGAGAGAGAGAGAGAGAGAGAGAGAGAGAGAAGAACGUAAAGAAGCUAAGAGAGGCUGAAGGAGAGAAAGAGAGUGACAAACUUCUGCAACAGCGGAGGGGUUUUGGGAUUAAAACAAAAGACAAAUAUAGAAACAAAGGACAAGGACAGACGUUUUGAGAAGUGAUAGAGGACAAUUCAUUUUGCUGCAACAUGCCACUUUGAUUUGUCUUUCUUUCAAAGGAUUAACUGAGAGAAGAUCUGACAUUUGGAAUGUGAACUGUUUUGAGUAAACCAGGAGAGAAAAACAGACGUGGAACCUGCAGCCACCUGAGACCCAGCAGCUCUGAGGACGGGUUGCUCUUGAUUAUUGUCAAAGGAUCGACUUCAUGACAGGUUAAAUUGAGCCUUUUUUUUAUCAUCUCAAAGGCUUUAUCUGAUUCACCUGUCUCUAUCAACUUUUGGAAAAACAAAGUGGUGUAAAGUUGCAGGAGUAGAGUUGACAAACUUCAGUUAGCAUCACAGAAAAAAGAACAGCAAAGCACUUCUGAUAACAACUUUUAGGAGUUACACAUCUUCAAUAAUAGCCCAGUUGCAUCUAUAAGAAGAUCAAGAUCUAUAAGAGCAUCUAUAGCAAAGAUGACCUUCGCGAUGCUGCGCACAGCGCCUCCUGCAGGCCGCUUCUUGUAUGGCGACAUCGCCCUCCUCUCCGAAGACGACGACGAGAAUGGCAGCGAGGGAUCGGGCUCAGAGGAACGUGCCAACAACCCCUCCAACUCCGGCGCUUAUCGCCUGUCCUCCUCGCCAUCUGCCUUUCACAUCAAGAUGAACAGGAAGAGGAAGCUGUGCGCGUCAGGGGUAGACAUGGCGGCCAUGAUAGAGAGGCUCGUGCCCCCGGGCUCUUCUCCCCCCGGUGAGGGUCGCCAGAGGACGGCAGCAAAUGCUCGGGAGAGGGAUCGAACCAAUUCUGUCAACACAGCAUUCACAGCACUGAGGACGCUCAUCCCCACCGAGCCCGCAGACAGGAAGCUGUCCAAGAUUGAGACGCUACGUUUGGCGAGCAGCUACAUCAGCCAUCUGGGGAACGUGCUGCUCCUGGGCGAGGGUCUCCACGACGGACAGCCGUGCCACGCUCCCUCACCGCCGUUCUUUCACGUUAACUCCUCCCCCAGCCGAGGAUCCGACCAAUCAGCUCAGCCGAAGCACAUCUGUACUUUCUGUCUCAGCAACCAGAGAAAAAUGAACAAAGACAGAGACAGGAAGACAGCCAUCAGAAGUUAACACCAAGGACACAAAGCACACAGACAAACUGCUUCACAGCGCUCUAGUUGGUUUUUAAAAUAUCUCCAACUUGAAGACUCAUCAGACGUGUGAGGGAUUCAAAGAUUUUGAAGGAUUUCUUAAGCACUUCCAGGACUUUUGAAGGAACUCCACCAAUCAUUUUUUCUUUUGUCUCUUUUUUUUAUAUCACUCUACAAGAACUUUUUACAGUGUUUCAAAUAUGCUUGAAACACUCCUUUAAAGUUGAAUGGUACUUUUUAAGAGCUUCCCUAUGCUUAUCAAGACCAUGAAGAAUCUACAACAACACGUAUAAGAGACUUUGUACUGUAUCAUUCAAAGAGUCUGAGGAACAUAUGGCACAUGAAAGACAUAUUUUUAGUCAAACAAACCUGUGUGUUAUUGAUGUGUAAACUGAAAUAUAAAUGUAUAUUUAUGUGAUAUAACAUUAUAUAUUGAUAAUAUGUAAUUUAACCAGCAGUCAUGGCAAAAUAAGAAAGGUAAAACUGUGCAAAAACCAACUCAUGGCUCAAUCAAAAAAAAGCAUGCUGGAACUGGUGUGGUAUUGGCUUAUCUUUGACAAUCACUUCCUGAAAAUGUCAUGAUGCUGGGAAAUAACUAAAGAUGACCAAUAAAUGUUUUGUAUAUCUGGGA